Molecule: messenger RNA, 7560 nt
Organism: Cyprinodon variegatus (sheepshead minnow)
Lineage: Eukaryota; Metazoa; Chordata; Actinopteri; Cyprinodontiformes; Cyprinodontidae
Gene: espl1
Product: extra spindle pole bodies like 1, separase
Exons: 32
Coding region: 171-6677 (2168 amino acids)
Biological process (GO): meiotic chromosome separation; proteolysis
Cellular component (GO): cytoplasm; nucleus; centrosome
Molecular function (GO): protein binding; cysteine-type endopeptidase activity
Source: RefSeq, a predicted model, not a curated record
UAAUAUCUUUUAAAACAGUGCGCGGGGUGCCGUUUGGUAAUGCGACGCAAACACAACAGGAAAAAAUAUUGAUAAGUCCUUUUCAGACUGUUGCUAUGUGGCGCAUAUGUCAAGUCUUUCCGUCGUGAGGACAACUUUUUCCGACAUUAUCGAAGGCUUCAGGAGUCGACAUGAAGUGUUUGAAAGUGGAAGAGUACAUCAAAAGGACCUCUUCCGUUGAAGAGACGACGCUGUUGUACCAGGAAUUGGAGAAAUACACUAGUAGUAAUCAUGGACAACAUGCACGUCAGCUGUAUGACAGAAUUCUCAGAGCUUGUAACCACCAGCUUGGGCUUGGAUCCUGUUACUUUAACCACAUCAGCGAGUUAGUGAGGCUGGUUGAGCUGGCUCUUCAUGCUUUCUAUAAGUCUGCUGAGAUUGUGCCGCAAAGCGGUCCAUUAUAUAUGGAGAAGAUCCUCUUCCAUAUUGUCAAAAACCUGGUGUCCCUAGGAUCACACUCUCUGUGCCGUGAUUUGGCUGGAUUGCUUUACAAUAAAUUGUCCCUGGUACAUCAGGUUGGAGAGGAUUACACUGUUCUUGUACGGAGCUGUUUCUCUGUAUUUUGGAAUGCCCUUUCUGCUGCUAAAGAAAGGAAAUUACCUUGCCCGAAAGAAAAUCUACACUUGCAGCUGCAAGCAGGGAGCUUCCUACUGUUGCUUGACUCUGAACCUGCAGGUCCUGCUUUCUCUAAAAGCUCAGCAUACAUGAGUGAUGCCAUUUCUGUGUUUAACAGUACCUGCAGCCCGCUGACCACAGAGGAUGCAUCUUUUCUCCUGAAAGAAAUGGAAGCGGUUUUCAACAGAGCUUUAGCUUGCAGUCAGACCUGUAAAGGAGGGGUGGAAAAGAAAGCUUUGGAGAUGUCACGUUUGUAUGUGAUUUCUGAAACGAUGCUGCUUGUAGUGAAGUCAGUUUGUAAGGCUGGUCACCACAGUCUAGCCUACACCUUCUUAGAUGAAAUUGAGAAGAAGAUUUUGAACUGCAUUGGCUCUCAGUGGAUACCGCUGGUUCUUGGCAGAUGGGGAGUAAAGAUUCACUCAUCUCUGACAGCUGGCAAAGAAGGUGGUCAGGCUUUCACAGAAUGUGCUAGAAUCCUGAGGGCUCUGUCAGCUGAGGUGGGCCACAGCGAGUGUCACGCAGUUCUUGAAGGUUGUAAUCUGGUGAUAUGGGCUGUUGGAAGCGGACGCAGCAAAGGCCUAAGUGGACUAGAGCUGCUUGCUCUGUUUUCUUUUCUGGAGGAGCAUCAAGAGUGGUUAAUUAAAAUGCUUAACAAGAAUUCAGAAUAUCAGGCUGAGGGCAGCAAGCUGCGAAAGUCCCUUUACUCGUGCCUUUACCACAGCUUCGUGUUUGCCAAUGGGAGCAUGGUCACAUCACAGUUGGAGGACAGUGAAACGCUGGACAGGGUUCUGCUCUACUGCCAAGCAACAGCUGGGUUGCUGAUGAAUGAACUUCACAAGUUGUCUAAUGAAAGCCUUCUGAACGAAUCAGUGACUGCUGUGAGCAAUAUGGCUUGUGGGAUGUACAAGAAAGGCCUCUAUGAGCAGGCCUUCACGCUGGUGGAAAUUGUCUGUAGAGCUGUGUGCAAAUAUUUCCCAAGCCAACUUUCUGCUGACAGGUUAAAACUACCCUUCAUGCUGGCUGUGCAAACUUCCCGGCGGGCUGGACAACUAGAACGAGCGCUAGAUUGGGUCAUCCUGUGGCUGAAGGCCCUUGGGGACCAGAUCACCACUCACAUGGCUGAACCUGUCUCCUUUUGGGUCAAAAUAAAGGGUGAUGGUGCACUUAACAAUAACGAGGACUUAAGACUCAGGACGUUACGGGAUGGUUUUGGUCCUGACAUUCCUGAGGAGAAAGUCAUGCUGUGCCUUUUGGAUGAAGAGUUGCGUGCCUAUAAGGAGUCAACAAAGGACAUGGCUCAAGAACGUUACAACACACUCUGUGAUUUAUUGGAGAUAUGCCACGAGGAGAGCUCCUAUUCCCAUCUACGUGCUGUCUACCUCUGUGAAAUGGCACAAGUGGUGUGUUUCCAGGACUUCAGCGAGCAAACUGACUGCAUGGCAGUUGAUUUUACCCAUGAAGCUUUACGACUUCUUGAUGAAGAACCAGAGACUCCAGAAAAUGCUGACAGGCUGAAAGAUGAUAAAGCACAAGCCUUACUCUGGCUUUAUAUCUGCACUUUGGAGAAGAAUAUGCAGGAGGCCAUUGAGAGCGAUAGAAAACGGAGAGAGCUCCAAGAAAAUACGCUGUGUGUCACUGAUCCUGUGGGCAACAAUGAUUUUGAUUAUGAAAACAAGAAGAAGACACAAGAGAGUGCUCUGUUGUACGAAGGGCUCAAUUUUAAUCUAAAUGCUGAAAAGAAGCUGUGUCAGCCACUGGAGCAGGCUCUGACCAUUUGGACUGACCUUUUUAAGAAUCAAGCCAUGCCUGGUGUUAGAAACACCAAGCAGACCUGCAGCUCUCUAUCUAUAGCUGCAGCUCUAUUCAGACUCAUUGGAAAGCCACUGAAGGCUUUGGAGGCGUACCAGCUUGGAAUAAAAUUUUCCCAUGAACUUGCUGAUAGCCGUAGUUAUGCUGCCGCUCUCUGUCAAUCUGCCAGCAUUCUCCUGGAUUUGGGCUCUCCUGAACUGGCUCUGGCCCAGAUAGAGGAAGCUGAGAAAACACUUGCUUCUGAAACCACCGAUGAUGGUCCUUCAGCCCUUUUCAUGCUGGUUGUCUUGUUAAAGGCUCAGUACUUCUACAUCACAGGACAAAUCAGUGAGGGAGUCCCUUAUCUGUGUCAGGUGCUUAAAGAAGUAAAUAACCAAAAACCGUCUAAGAGCUGGUACCUGCUGCGUGCACAGACUCUGCAAGCCCUCAGCUCUUAUUUGAAUUUAGACAUUGUUCAACUGCCACAAGCCCAAAGAAGCCUAAUUGUGCAGCAUGGUAUAAGUUCCCCUGAUUCUUCCCUAUAUGAGGCAUUGAAGCUGCUCUGUAGCCUGCUGGUAACUUUAGUGGGAAAAGGCCUUUAUGGGAACACAUCAAAUAACGCAGAAGUGCACUUCAUCCAUCAAGGAGACAACCUUGUGGUGAAGUGGCAGCUGCUCUCACAACUCCUGAGCUGCUCUGCAAAGCUGGUCGCUGUGAGACGCAGCUCUGGGGCCAUUAACGAUGCCAGACUCCAGUGUUUAGAAGCCCUAAAGCUAGCCAUCAAGCUACAAGCACUCAACCACUGUGUUGAGCUCUUGGUGGUUAAAUCAGAAUUGGAACUGAUGCAGGGAGAAGCAGAAGAAAGUCGAUCCAAUCUGGAUUUUGUCAAAACCAUUCUGGAGCAAGACACGGAUUUGUCAGAUCAGGUCAAAAGGACAGAUGUUAAAAUUAAACCAAGAAAAGGUCGUCCUGCUCAAAGACCUCAGUCCCCAGUUCCAUUCAUGGAAGAUAAUCUGAAGGAAGAUGAUCUAAAGGACUUCUUGAAGACCAGGUGGACUGUUAAAGAAGUUGUAUUGAAGAGCGUGGGCUCUUCCCCUCCAUUGAAAGCCCCAACUCUGCGCUGGCUCUCCUCCCUGUCCCAUGAACUGGGUUGUCAAUUGCCCUGCUGCUCAGAGCCAUGUUUAGGUCACGCCUCUGCUCGCUGGGCAGCCACACGGGCAGACCUUUCUAUUCAGCUUGAGCCAAACAACCUCAGCAUUCCUUCAAAACUUCACUGGGCAGCCUUAGUUCGCUGUAAAAAUGUAACAAGACAACUUCAAGAGAAGCUGGCUCAGCUCUUCCCUGACCCUGCAAGAAGCAGCUCCAAACCCUCCCUGAUGCAGGACGUGGAGGGUCGUGUAUACCUGAGUAUGGCUCAGACUGAACUCCAAGCAAAGGCCAACAAGGUCUGUGGCUUAUGGAAAAUACUAGAAGCUGCCUUUGCCUUCCUUGAUUCCACAGUCUCUCCUGACCUUAGACCUGUAAGAGCGCAUUUGAUGGCAACCAAAGCCAUGGCAUCACUUAUGGUUUUGGCUGCAAAAAAAGGCUGCCGACCCGAGGAACUAUUUUCAAACUCCUGGGUGUGGAAUACACCAAAGGAGCACAAGGGAAUCAAGUCAGAGCAGAAAUCAGCUCCACCCUCCAAAAUAAAAAAGCCCAAAGCUUCUUUAAAACAACCCGAUAUUGCAGAGCAAAAGCAGGAAUCAAAAAAAGUCAAUGCCGUCAAACCCAAAAUUCAAGUUACUAGCUCCUCAACUAAAGGAAAGGUCCAUGUUCCCAUGACACCUGUAACUGCCAAGUCCAAGUCUGCUUCUGGAGUUUUUGAUUUCAACACAGCUGUUCCUACUUUGGCUUUCACUCCUGUUCAGAAGGUCAAAUGUCCUGCUUCAGUGCAGAAGUUACCAAGAGCUCCUGUCAAAGUGCAGUUUCAAGUGUAUGAAGAAGUGUCAGAUAAGGUCCCGCCAGUGCCUGCUGCUCCCAAACGAACAAGGAAGGCACGCUACAAGGUAGAAUUCAGUGAUGAAAGUGACUCAGAAGCAGCUCCCCAAGCACAGUGCAAAGGGCCUGAUGAAGUCCCUAAAAAGCAAAGCAGUAGAAGAGCUAAUGCUAAAAAAACUGUGAAUCCACCUGCAGAGAAGGUCGCCCCCAAAAGGCAGAGCAAUGCAAAAAGGAACGUCACUGUGCCUUCUCUGACCUCAUCUGAAGACGAGGCUUUGCUCUGUAAGCCAGCAGCAUCUGGCAGAAGAGGAAGAAGCCGAAAACAGCCAUCUAAGACCGAGGACACCCUGGAAGAGCCUGACUCCAUGAGGACCAUUGUGGAAGAAACUGGGGAAGUUCUCGAUAUAAGCAUUGAGCAGCUCAGGACAUCAGAUGCUGAGGAAGAAGGAAAUGCAGCAGCAAGUAAAGACAACUUUGACUGCGAGGCGCUGCGGAGGGAUAUAUUCUGUUUUGGGAAAGAAGGGGUGUUUGAAAAGAGGCACAUUGACCACCUAAUACAAGAGCUACCAACUAGCAUCUCUCACACAGACAACGGACCAGACGAUCUCUCCUUUGAGGAUGUUCAGUCUCUGCUGCGCUCAGCACUGCUGACUCUGCAGCACUUCCCCUGUCCAAUAGUCUACUCAAACCUCUGUGCUCUCCUCGCCUUGACCACGGGUCAGAGUGACCCUAUAAGUACAGCCUUAUUGCACGCCCAGUCUUUGGGAGUCACCAAUCGUCAUCGUACAAUCCGCCAUAUAUACAAUUCUCGCCAUAAACUGAAGAAGGCAUCCAGUGAUUUAACAGAACAAAUGGAGGCUCUGACUGUAAAUGAGUCUAGUGGGACUGCGUCCUUCACUUCUACUGAACAGAUGCUGUCUCAGAUGGAGGAAAUAUUUUCCUUCCCCACUGCAGAUCUCGGUUCUUUCCCCCAGAACCUGUGCCAAGAGUUUAUCGAACAAAUUCAACAGCUUCCAGCAGGUGUAACUGUGUGUUUGAUGUCUGUGCUUGGAGUGAAACCUGGGGAAAUGGGGGAAAGCAUAAUGCUGUCACGUCUGGAGAAGGACUCUGCCCCCAUCACACUUCAUAUCUCCACUUCUAGACAACAGCUGAACAUUAGAUGCCUGGUGGAGGAGAUGGAAAACAUCUUGGCAGAACAAAAUGUUGUGAGCUGCGUCCUCGACAAAGCAAAGUGGUGGGAUGGCCGCCGAGCUCUUGACUGUCGAGUUCAGCAACUGUUAAAAGAAAUGGAGAGUUUGCUCGGAUGCUGGAAGAGCCUAUUUUUACCACCUUCACUGGAUCCAGGGCUCUCCAAACAGGCGAAGGAGCUCAGCAAGGCUUUAUUGAAGAGAGGAGUCAGUGUUAGUGAGGAGAUGUUGAAGGUUGUGCUUUCAGCCUCUUUGUCCCUUUCUGAAGAAGACCUUAGAAGAUUUGGAUCAGGAUUUGCUCCUAAUUGGGACACAGACUGUGACCAUCUUUUUCACAAAGCAGCGUCUCAGCUCUCUGAGAGAAAUGACACCAGAGGCCAUGUGGUUCUUAUUUUGGACAAGUACCUUCAAAAGCUGCCAUGGGAGAGCAUGUCCUUCCUAAAGUCUCGCUCUGUUAGCCGGAUGCCUUCACUGCAUUCUCUGAUCAGGCUGAACCUUCAGAGGGAGAUGGAUUCUUCUAUCUUGAAAAGCGGAGUGGAUCUGCAGAAGGUAUUUUACGUGCUGGAUCCUGAUGCCAAUUUAAAAAAUGCUCAGGAGCAUUUCAAGGAGUGGUUUGCCAGUAAACCCGACUGGCAGGGUGUGUGCGGCGUCGCUCCUGAAUCAAGACAACUAGAAGAAGCUGUUUCCUCGAAGGACCUCUACAUCUAUGUGGGACAUGGCGCUGGAGUGAGGUUCCUGGACAGCCAGGCGGUCCUCAAGCAGCAGAUGAGAGCAGCUUCGCUGCUUUUUGGCUGCAGCAGUGCCGCUCUGGCUGUUAGAGGCAAUCAGGAGGGACAGGGCAUCAUUCUGAACUACCUCAUAUCAGGAUGCCCCUUCAUUUUGGGCAACUUGUGGGACGUAACAGAUCGGGACAUGGAUCGCUUCACCAAAGUCCUGCUGGAGUCUUGGUUUUGUGCAGGUCCUGGGGCACCUCUGCUGGAGUUCAUCGAUGCCUCACGUCAAGCGACACACCUUAAAUACCUCAACGGAGCAGCACCUGUGGUCUAUGGGCUGCCAAUUAACCUGCAGUAGGACCACCAAGCAAUAAAUACAUUUUGCUCCUGAGCUCUAUCUUUUAUCCAAACCCGUUUUUAAAAAUAUUGUUAAAUUUUCCAGUAAUGUUUUAAAGCUGAAUUCCCGCAUUUAUUUUUUUCAUUUUGAUAAAUGAACUCGCAUAUUAAGUAUUGUUUUUGAUUUAGAGAAUUUUACCAUUUCGAAUGGAGGCAUGCAUGUAGCUUUAAGCCCCUUUGAAUUGUGCAGUUAUGCAUUUUAGUGAGCUGUGAUCUCAUUCUGUUUGUGGCUGACCACUAAACUGUCAGGAAUUAAAACUUCCCUUCAUGUGUUUUUGCAAGAGUAAUGGAUAUGCUCUAAUUACCAAUAGCUGCUGGUUGGUAAAAUAUGCACUAAUGGUUGCUAAUAUUUCUUUUUGUAAAAUCUGAAGCUAUUUUUAUUAAAUCUUAAUCUGGUUUUGGGGUCUGCAGGUGUGGCUUUGGACCAUGAUGUUCAGGAUUAUUUUGCUAAUUUAAUAAAGUGCUGAUUUAAAACCUGGUUUGGCCACAUGGUGGCAGUGUCUCAAAUCAGUUUAGUCAGAAGCAUAAAGUUAUUUGCUCUGCAUGGCAGUAAAUCUCACAGUGACCUGAAUUUAUCACAUAAACCCCAGUCUGACAAACCUAAUUAGUCAAAUUAAAAGGAUUUUAUUUAAAAAUUUAUAACAGGGGUCUUUGAUUCCAGUCCUCAAUGCCCUGCCCCCUCAGAUAAGUAAAGUCAAACAUUUGGGUCAUGAGCAAAGUUAUAAUUUUAGAUCUUUAAUUCUAGUUUUGAGUUGUAACAAUUUUUUUCUCUAAUUCAGUUAAUAAACAAGGCCUUUCUAAAUAAUGUAAAGUUUAUUAACUAUUUUGAUAUUAGAUUUUAAGUU